ACUUGAGAAAGGAUAUCAAGAAAGAUAGUGCAUCUCAAGCAACCCCAGAGAGUCAACGUCAUACAGCCAACUAGGCAGCAACGAUGGUGUCUGAAGACCGCCAGCGGGUCAUCGAGACCAACCGGUCAUUGCGUCUAAUCAAGAAUGAGCUCGAGUCCCUCCUCGAGAAAGGCGUGAUAGACGACGACGCCUUCGACAGCAUCCACCGCCUCCUCCCCACCGAGGCGAGCCUAUCUGGCGCCCCAACCCCAGCAUCCCGCACCGCCGCUCGUGCCCCCCAGCGCUCGCCGGCACCGGCACCCUCCGCCUCCCCACCAACAAACGCUCUCGAGAACCUCAACCUCCGCCCCACCUCCUCCGCCGCCACCAGCACCAGCACCGCGCCCCCGCCAUCCUACAACCAAUCCACCGGCGGCGGCGGCCCUCCCGCCCUACCGGGCCGGACCCCGCCCCCUCCCGCGCCGGGCAAGCCCGUGAUCGCGCACGCGCGCGCCCUGUACCGGUACGCCGGCGCCGACGCCGGCGACUGCGCCUUCGAGCGGGGCGACGGCGUCGCCGUGCACCAGUACAUGAACGCCGACUGGUGGCUGGGGCGCAACCUCCGCACGGGCCAGGAGGGCAUCUUCCCGCGCAGCUACGUCGAGAUCGAGGCCGCGCCCCCGCCGCCGGGCCCGCCGCCGGGGGGCCACGGUAACUACUACCAGCAGCAGCAGCAGCAGCCGUGGCAGGACGAGAAGGCCGGCUACGGCGGUGGUGGUGGAGGAGGAGGAGGGUACCCCGGCGCGGCGCCGUACGGGGGGGCGCCGCAGCAGCCCAUGUACGGCGGGUAUCCGCCGCCUCCGCCGGGGCAGGCGAACCCGUACGACGCCAACGCGCCGCCGCCCAUGGCGGUGGCGGAGCAGGGCGGGGAGGGGGGCAGCAAGAUGGGCGAGCAGGGGAAGAAGAUUGGGAAGAAGCUGGGGAACGCGGCCAUCUUCGGGGCGGGUGCCACCAUUGGUAGCAAUAUUGUGAAUUCCAUCUUCUGAGUUGGGGGGGGAUGAGGGGUGCGUGUGUGUAUUCUCAACAAACCCCCUUCCUUGACCUCCCUACCCGGUGAAGGACAUGGAGAAGGGGCCAUAAUUACCGAAUGGCCGGGUUGGGGUUUGGGGAAUGGGAUCUCUUUCUGCCCAUGGGCAAGGAGG
Molecule: messenger RNA, 1181 nt
Organism: Phialemonium atrogriseum
Lineage: Eukaryota; Fungi; Ascomycota; Sordariomycetes; Cephalothecales; Cephalothecaceae
Product: SH3-domain-containing protein
Exons: 2
Coding region: 84-1025 (313 amino acids)
Biological process (GO): protein transport to vacuole involved in ubiquitin-dependent protein catabolic process via the multivesicular body sorting pathway
Cellular component (GO): ESCRT-0 complex
Molecular function (GO): protein binding
Source: RefSeq, a predicted model, not a curated record